CUGCCAAUGCUUAGAAGCUUCUACCCCAAUUCUGACAUUCUAUUUUGCGGACAGGUUUAUUUGCCUAGCAUGGAGGCAAUGAUCAUUAAGAACGUGGUCAAAUUACAAUUCAUGAAAGAAGCAGUGUUUGAUUUCGAGUGGCUGAAGGUUAGAGGAAGAGAUGUAGAAGUCACAUUCAAUCAGUUUGAUUCAUUGUUCUUAUAUGGUUUACCUCAGCUCACGCAUAUAUGGUGGAUGGUUCCCAAAGAAUUUCAAGGUUUCAAAAAUCUGAGCUGGCUAAUCAUCAAGAAGUGUCACAGUUUGAGAUAUUUAUUGUCACCUACUGUGGUAAAAUUGCUAGUGAAUCUACAAGAGUUAGGUGUGAUGGAUUGCGAGGCAAUGGAAGAAAUCAUAUCAAUGGAACAAGACGGUUCCAAGACCAACGUUGUGGAAGAAAUGGCGAUGGAUAAGAUUGUGUUCUCACAAUUGAGGCAUCUAAACCUUGUCGAUCUAGAAAACCUCACUGUUUUUUGCUCCGGAAAGUAUGAAUGUCAAUUUCCUUCAUUAAACAGCGUGGUCAUUCGAAACUGCACAGAAAUGAAGAAUUUCUGUUCUGGACCGAUAUGCACACCAAAGCUUGAAAGAGAAAAUGUAAAAAUUGGCAAACAAGAGGUUUGGAUGGGUGAUCUGAAUACAACCAUACAAUGUGCAGAUUCAAGCUUUAUAGAAAAAGAUGAAGAUGAAGAUGAAGAUAGAGAGAUACAGAAGAUGAGGAUAAGGAUGGAGUUGAAGAUGAUGAAGAUGGAGAUGAAGGUGAUGGAGAUGAAGAUGAAGGUGCAGUGAUGGAUGGAGAAGAAUAAGAAAAAACCUGCAGAAGAUGAAGACGAUGCAGCAUAAAAAGAUGAAGCAGCAGAAACUUUUAAAACUCAGAAAAGAUGUUCACUUGGAGUCUCUCUCUCUCGUAUUACUUUUUGCAAUAAAUGAUCACUAUUUAAAUGAUACCCUAACUGCACUAUAUAUCCCUUUCCUUGAGUAAUGUCUAAUAUAUAUAUGAAUUUCCAGUUUUGAGGUUGAUUAGUUAAUACAGAUGGAAGUUUGUUUUUGAUAGUCAUGAUUGCACUGGGCUGGACCAUGUAGUUAUUCAAAGUGGCUUUGAGAGUUGUUUGGAUGAACAACUAUCCUCCAUGGCUUCUUAGUUUACUCGUUUUCUGUAAAAUAAUUUUCUGAUGACCUUUGAACUCUCUG
Molecule: messenger RNA, 1224 nt
Organism: Ilex paraguariensis (yerba mate)
Lineage: Eukaryota; Viridiplantae; Streptophyta; Magnoliopsida; Aquifoliales; Aquifoliaceae
Source: the annotation of a GenBank genome assembly